This is a messenger RNA of Oryctolagus cuniculus (rabbit), 2154 nucleotides long. RefSeq names its product L-lactate dehydrogenase A-like 6B. Gene Ontology annotation, cellular component: cytoplasm. NCBI's taxonomy places the organism in Eukaryota, Metazoa, Chordata, Mammalia, Lagomorpha, Leporidae. Gene Ontology annotation, molecular function: L-lactate dehydrogenase (NAD+) activity. The record is from RefSeq and is a predicted model, not a curated record. Gene Ontology annotation, biological process: lactate metabolic process; pyruvate metabolic process.
GCCGAGGACUUGGCAGAGGCCCACGAGCCACAGUAGGCUAGUGGUGGAGACUGCGCAGGCGCAUAGGCUGGGGGCGGGCCUGCGCAUGCUCGGUAGGGGGAAGACCGCAGCCAACGGUCAACGGACCCAGCAGCCAUCUUCCUUCGUACCGGGAGGAGUUCUCCCUCAUCUUGAGUGAACAGCCAUGAGCUGGGCCUUGGGAGUGCUGCGGGCCGGCCAGAGAGUGCGCACUAGUUUCUUGCGCCCAGCAAUGGCCGUGUGUCCUCCCCGGGCAGCUGGCCAUCCGUUCACAGCCGUCUGGCCGUUCACCCCCGUGUCCAAGAUGGCGACCGUGAAGCGUGAGCUGAUGCAGAAUUUCACCUCUGAAGAGCCGGUUUGUCACAAUAAGGUCUCCAUCAUUGGGGCUGGAUCGGUCGGCAUGGCCUGCGCAGUCAGCAUCUUAUUAAAAGGCUUGAGUGACGAACUUGCCCUUGUGGACGUCGAUGAAAGAAAACUGAAAGGCGAGACGAUGGAUCUUCAGCAUGGCAGCCUGUUCAUGAAAAUGCCAAAUAUUGUCUGCAGCAAAGAUUACCUCGUCACUGCCAACUCCAGCCUGGUGAUUAUCACAGCAGGUGCGCGCCAGGAGCAAGGAGAAACGCGCCUUAACUUGGUCCAGCGAAACGUGACCAUCUUCAAGUUUAUGAUUUCCAAUAUUGUCCAGUACAGCCCCAGCUGUAAACUGAUUGUCGUUUCCAACCCGGUGGACAUCUUAACAUACGUAGCCUGGAAGUUGAGUGCGUUCCCUAAAAACCGCGUGAUUGGAAGCGGCUGCAACCUGGAUACUGCUCGUUUCCGUUUCUUGAUCGGUCAGAAGCUUGGUAUCCACUCUGAAAGCUGUCACGGGUGGGUUCUUGGAGAGCACGGAGACUCGAGUGUUCCAGUGUGGAGUGGAGUGAACGUUGCUGGGGUCCCUCUAAAGGACCUGAACGCAGAGAUCGGAACGGAUCGAGAUCCUGAGCAGUGGAAGAAUGUGCACAGGGAGGUGAUCGCCAGUGCCUACGAGAUUAUUAAGAUGAAAGGUUACACUUCUUGGGCCAUUGGCCUCUCUGUAGCUGAUCUAACAGAAAGCAUUCUGAAGAACCUAAGGAGAAUGCAUCCAGUGUCCACCAUAAUCCAGGGACUGUAUGGAAUCGAUGAAGAGGUAUUCCUCAGUGUGCCUUGCGUCCUGGGAGAAAACGGUAUUUCAGAUCUUGUGAAGAUAAAGCUGACCCCCGGAGAGGAGGCCCAUUUGAAAAAGAGUGCGGAAACGCUCUGGGCGAUUCAGAAGGAGCUGAAGCUUUAAGGUUGUUACAGCCACGUUCUGAAGAGAGAAUAGGAGAGGUGGUAGACAAGGGAUUUUGUAGUCAGACUUCUCAAUGAACUUGAAUUCCUGAAAGUAGAUGGGUGGUUCCCAUGUUUAUUUAGCCCCCCAGAUCUUUGCUUUAGCAUUCGGAUCCUGUUUGAUGUUUAUCUUUUAGUAAUUUCUGAGUGACUGCAUCAGAGGUGCCUUGGGUACUGUGGAUGUACCAGGACUUGCUUUAUAAAUAGAUGGAGGUUUUCCUAAAUGUUUGUGGAAAUGAAAUUUAGAGAAACUUUUCCUUUUGAAGCAAAAGUAUUGAAAUUUGUGCAAAGGGAGGGGGUGUCUUUAAAAAGUUCGUGGAAAAGUCGUAUUAUGAGGUAAUUAUACAUGUUUUUCAGUUUUGAACAAAGAUUGACAAUUGAAAGUGAGAACAUCAGAGGGGAGAUAGCAGGAGAGAUCCUCCAUCUGCUGGUAGGCUCAGCAUAUGAUGGGGUCUGGGCUACGCGGAAGCCAGGAGCCUGGAAUGCCCUCUGGGUCUCCCAAGGGGAAGUAGGAAACCAAGUACUAGGGAUGUCUUCCCCUGUUUUCUCAGGCACUUUAGCGGGGAGCUGGAUCUGAAGCAGAGCAGCCAGCACUCAAACUGGUGCUCUGAUAUAGGAUGUUGGUGUCUCAUAUAUAGGAUAUAGGAUGGGGGCUUAACCUGCUGCACAACACCAGCCCCUUCAAUUUUUUCAUUUUCUUUUUCCUUUUUGACACCAUUUUUUAAUUCCAUUUUCUGUGAACUUUAUGAAGUAGCCUCAUGUAGUUGCUGUUUGAUUAAAAAGAUGAUACCGCUA